This is a messenger RNA of Ramularia collo-cygni, 1008 nucleotides long. RefSeq lists its product as uncharacterized. The record is from RefSeq and is a predicted model, not a curated record. Lineage: Eukaryota; Fungi; Ascomycota; Dothideomycetes; Mycosphaerellales; Mycosphaerellaceae. Bases 1 to 1008 code for a protein of 335 amino acids. Gene Ontology annotation, molecular function: protein binding. The transcript has a single exon.
AUGGACUCUGGAGUCAUGGACAACAACUCCAACGAUUCAUAUCAGGCGAUGAUGGACGCUCUGAAUCUAGCGUCAUCCUCAUCGGCCAGUUCACAAACUGUUUCGGAUUCUGAAGAUUCAUCCGCCACCUCUCCGGCUGUUGCGCCCAGCGUUGACGGGUCCAGGAGAUGGCAGCCCAGGCCUGGAGCGCAAACUCGCACCAGGGGCAGCACGGAAUCGAUGCAAUCGUCGUCAACCGCUGUGCAGCUGCAACCUGUAGCGCAACAUGAUUGUAGACAGCCAAUAUGCUCAAUGGCCAAGGUCUUUGAGACCACAGAACUCCUGGAAAUGGUCCUCGGCCACCUCGAAACUCCCGAUGUUGUGCAGCUACAGCGGACGUGCAAACACUGGCUGAGUUUAGUCAAUAAGUCACCCCAACUGCGUGUCAAUCUUUUCGUUCACGCUCAGUGGAAUCGGGACGCAUCAAAGUUCCAGCUUCUGAAUAUCAACCUUCCAGGUCUGCAUUCAGAGCUCGAUGAACCGAUCAAUCUAGGUCGUUGGAUCCACAUCAGUAUGAGCGUGAAAGCCGCACGUAUUAUACUUGACUCGGCCAAUCGUCACCUUCCCACACGACCCCAAUCGAUAUCACGCAACUUUCCGGCUGACCGAACGUAUCUGCCAGGCUUGGAUGAAGAUUUGCCAGGCUUGCAUGGAGAUUUGCAAUAUGGACGACUCCAGGUGGUCCAGCCUCCUGUGAUCGGUAUGCAGGCUUUCAUCACACCCAGCAAACAACGCCAGGGUGGUGCCGACGGUGUGUCAUCUCUUUGCGCGAAGCUCGCAUGCGAUGCCGGUAUCACGCUUGGGUUUCUGGCAGAGACCACCCUAUCUCUACUGACCGAUGGGAAAAACAAGCACAAUCCGGAUGAGAAUAGAAGCAUCGUUUACACGGCCAUCAUCUCCUUCUGUGCGCCCGUUGUGGCUCUCCGAAAACGCAGUCUGGUCCGAACUGUGACGAGUAUUGAAUGGUGA